AGCUGUCAGUGAGGACUACAUCUCCCAGCAGGCUGUUCGGCUGAUCCAUGUGGCUCCGAGCAGCAGCAGCAGCAACAUGUCUGUGUUUAUGGAUCUAAACUUGAACUACUCGGCGGAUCAGAGCCGCAUGAGGAGUCUGAUAGAGACCGCAGCUCACCUCGGUUUCUCCACCGUCGCCAUCAACUACGUGUUUGAACCCACGAACAAGAAGAAACAGGAGGUCCCGGCCCCGGUGGCGCUCGGCGAGCUGAUGGCGGUGUUGCCCACCGUACAGGGUCGCUCUCGUCCAAUCAAAGUGCUGAACAGACUCACCAUCGUGAUGUCAGACUCCAGCCACUUUAGGCCUAAUGCCGUGGAGUAUCGUUGUUUCGACCUCCUCGCCAUCCAGCCGACCACAGAGAAACUCUUCCAUGCAGCCUGUAUGAUGUACGAUGUUGACAUCAUCUGUAUAUCAGUGACAGAAAAACUUCCGUUCUUCUUCAAGAGAGCUCCAGUCAACGGCGCCAUAGAGAGAGGCGUGGUGUUUGAGGUGUCGUACUCGGCCGCCAUCAGAGACGCCACCAGGAGGCGCUACACCAUCGCCAACGCCAUCUCUCUGAUGGAGACGUGCAAAGGGAAGAGUGUGAUCCUGUCGAGUGCAGCGGAGACGGCUCUGGAGCUCAGAGGACCCUAUGACAUCACCAACCUUGGUUUGUUGUUCGGUUUGUCAGACGGAGACGCUAAAGAAGCGGUUUCCUGCACCUGUCGAGCAGCUGUUUUACACGCAGAAACCAGGAAGACGGCCAGUGGGAUCAUCUCCACCAUAAAGAGUGAGUCGCUCUGCCAGCAGGAAGCUCCAGCUGCAGAGUGUGAAUCUCCUGCAGCAAAGAGAGCCAAGCCUCAGCUGACUGAAUGAUUGACAGCUGAGGGGGCGGGGCCUGUGAUCCUGAUCCUUUAUAUAUAUAUAUACAUAUAUUCUUUUUUUUUACAAAGUUCUGAUCAAUAGACGAUCGAUAGAUAAUUAGUUAAUUAAUCAGUAAUGGAAACAUCGUCUGAAGUGUUUUUGUUGUUUGUGUGAAUAAAGUUUCUGAAACUUU
This is a messenger RNA of Centropristis striata (black sea bass), 1076 nucleotides long. It is a transcript of the gene rpp30, whose product is annotated as ribonuclease P/MRP 30 subunit. The coding region runs from base 77 to 895 and encodes 272 amino acids. The record is from RefSeq and is a predicted model, not a curated record. NCBI's taxonomy places the organism in Eukaryota, Metazoa, Chordata, Actinopteri, Perciformes, Serranidae. Gene Ontology annotation, cellular component: nucleolar ribonuclease P complex; ribosome. The transcript is spliced from 12 exons. Gene Ontology annotation, molecular function: RNA binding; structural constituent of ribosome. Gene Ontology annotation, biological process: translation; tRNA processing.